AAACGAAGCAAUAACUAACGCCCAUUCUCACGCAGAAAAUCCGAGAGCGAGAUUUGCAGAAAAUGGGAGUGUUUACAUUCGUGUGCAAAGCCUCCGGCAGCGAGUGGACUGCUAAGCAGCUUAAGGGCGAUCUGGAAGCUUCUGCUUGCUCAACCUACGAUCUCCAGCGCAAGCUCGUCCAAGCCGCUCUAGCCGAAGACUGCUCCGGCGGCGUCCAGUCAUCCUUCUCCUACGUCCUUCCUACUUCCGCCGUUUUCCAGGUGAUUAUUGGUGGAGCUAGUGGUGGUGCUUUUAUUGGAGGUGGUGGGGCAGCUGCAGCAGCAGCUCCUGCUGGCGGUGCAGCUCCUGCUGAAGCACCUCCAGCUGAUGAGAAGAAGGAAGAGAAGGAAGAGAGUGAUGAUGAUAUGGGAUUCUCGCUCUUUGAUUAGUUAGGUGCUAUAUGCUAAUGAAUUAUUUGCUGCUAUCUGUUUCUUAAAACUGCUGUUUUGGCAUGAUUUUGAUCUUUUUUGAUAGAUUUGAGUCCCAUAUGAAAUGACUUGUUAUAAUGUUUUAAGUGCUUUGGAUUCUUUUCAUUCUCUCUUUGGCUUA
Molecule: messenger RNA, 588 nt
Organism: Ipomoea triloba (trilobed morning glory)
Lineage: Eukaryota; Viridiplantae; Streptophyta; Magnoliopsida; Solanales; Convolvulaceae
Product: 60S acidic ribosomal protein P3
Exons: 2
Coding region: 63-428 (121 amino acids)
Biological process (GO): translational elongation
Cellular component (GO): ribosome
Molecular function (GO): structural constituent of ribosome
Source: RefSeq, a predicted model, not a curated record